GGCUCACUUACAAGGUAUCCAGAUCAUGUCUGGUUUCAGCGCUCUCUCUAGGUAGAAAGUAGUAUAAAAAGGAACAGAGCACCACAAUUGCAAGUGUUAGAGGGGAAGUGUGUUUUCUUAGUGCACCAGAAGAUGGAUGAUCGAGGCACUGAGACAGUGUGAAAAAGCCACAAAGUGAGGAGGGGCAGGAUGAGAGAGGAGUGGCCAAUAUAUAGGGCUGUGAGAGGCAAUUUGUGGCUCUUAUUCAGGAGCAGAGGAGGGUAGUCUUUUAGGGUAUGUCUACACUAUGAAAUUAGGUUGAUUUUAGAGAAGUCGAUUUUUAGAAAUCGAUUUUAUACAGUCGAUUGUGGAUGUCCACACUAAGCGCAUUAAGUUGGUGCAGUGUGUCCUCACUACUGUGACUGGCAUUGACUUACGGAGUGGUGCACUGUGGGUAGCUAUCCCACAGUUCCCGCAGUCUCUGCUGCCCAUUGGAAUUCUGGGUUAAACUCCCAAUGCCUGAUGGGACAAAAACAUUGUCGCGGGUGGUUUUGGGUAUGUGUUGCCAGUCGCCCCUCCCUCCGUGAAAGCAAUGGCAGACAAUCAUUUCGAGCCUUUUUUCCUGGGUUACCCAUGCAGACGCCAUACCAUGGUAAGCACAGAGGCCGCUCAGCUCACCGUCACUGCUGCUGUUGUGGGAAAGUACUGUGGGGGCUGCUGUGAUCCAAGUAGCCAAUGCAGUCAUUGACGUUCUGUUAUCAAGGAUAGUGACUCUGGGAAAGGUGUGGGCCUUUUUAGAUUUUAGGUGCAUCAUAUUAAUGUUCUUUGUCGCUGGUGAAGAAGUCUUGCAGCCAUACAUUCCAGUCCGGUCAGCGCUGUAAAACCCCAUAGCACUUCUGUGGUUGACACAUGUAACAACUCCAGGGCUCUUCCUCUUUUGCCUUGGCCGAGGUACCUUACCCUACCCGGACCUCCAAGCAUUUGACACAGAAGCACCUGCAACAGCUGGCAUUGCUACACAGCAGCAGCUCCUUGCCUUCGCAACAGACGGUGCAGUAGGACUGCUAACCUUCGUCAUUCACCGCUUCCGCUGCAACUCUGCUCUCCUGCUUCUCAGCGACAAGCUUGGGGGAUCUGUUUUGGUCCUUCUGGGUGCUGCUGGCAGCAAACGGUGCAGUAGGAUUGCAGACCGUCAUCAUCCACCGCUUCCGCUGUAACUCUGCUCUCCUGCUCCCCAGCAACGAGUUCGAGGGAUCUGUUCAUGAAGUCUGGACAGUAGUAACGAGCAGUUCAACUAUAGGCUGAGCAAGUGCAGAAUGGUGGUAGAAUGUGCCUUUGGAUGUUUAAAAGCGCGCUGGCGCUGGGUGCGGGAGGAGAGAAGGACAAGGCCACAUUGAUUAUUGUAGCCACACUAAAAAUCAAACUGUUUGAAUGACAGCCUUCAGUUGGUUGGGCCAUCCUCUGGAGUGGAGUGGCUGGGUGCCCAGAGCCUCCCCCCCCGUGUUCUUGGGCAUCUAGGUGACGAGGCUAUGGAACAUGGGGAGGAGGGGAGGCAGUUAUCCAGUGGAUGCAGUGGGGGUUUGUGCUUUUGUUGGCUUUCCUGCAGCUCCAACAGACACUUCAUCAUGUCCGUUUGCUCCCCCAUUAGCCUCAGCAUCGCAUCCUGCCUCCGCUCUUUGCGCUCACUUAAUUCUUUCCUGGCCACUUCCACUGAAUGCCUCCAUGCAUUAAGCCUUGCCCUAUCAGUGUCGGAGGACUGCAUGAGCUUGGAAAACAUGUCAUCAUGAGUGCAUUUUUUUUCACCUUCUAAUCUGUGACAACCUCAGGGAUGGAGAUGAUGGGGAGCGUAGAAACAUUCUACGCUCUACAAUUCUGGGGGGAUUGCAUGCUCCCCUGUGCUGCUGAGUUUGCCACACUGACCAAACAGGAAAUGAAAUUUAAAAGUUCCCGGGGCUGUUCCUGUGGACCUGGCUAGUGCAUCAGAAUUCAAAGUGCUGUCCAGAGCAAUCAUAAUGGAGCACUCUGAGAUAGCUCCCGGUGGCCAAUAUCGUCGAUUUGCAUCCACACUACCCCAUAUUUGACUCAGCAAAGUCGAUUUUAACGCUGUUCCCCUUGCCGGGGAGUACAGAAGUCGAUUUUGAGAGCCCUUUAGAUCGACGAAACGGGGUUGGUCGUGUGGACGCAUUCAUUUUUAAUUCGACCUAACCCUAUAGUGUAGACCAGGCCUUACUCUGACAUAGGUUAGUUCCAUAUUAGCCUACUGGAUCCUGAGGACAGUUGGGGCUAGUGCAGAAGAGGGGCUCUGUAUUCAUUCCAUGGUGGGAGAUGCAUGGGGAAGUGGGAGCUCAUGCAAAUAAUUCUCUCUCUCCUCUCUCCAGGAAUCAGGGAAGUUAAUGGAAUCCAGCAGUUGCAAUAACUAUCAGGCAUCUGCUGCAAAAUAUGGUGCGGAAAAUCAGGCAAAAUAUCAGACACUUUAAAAAAGCUCUCACCAUUGUGGGCUGGGUGGCACUCCAUGGGUUUCCCCUUCUUGGACACAGAGUUUUGACAGCCAGUAGAGGGGACUUUGUAUUUUCUGCUGAUCGUCUGAUCAGACUUGUGGUUGAAGAGGGAUUAAAUCAGCUACCAUAUACAGAAUGCACAGUGACCACUCCAACAGGGUACAAGUAUGAAGGAGUGAAAUUUGAGAAGGGAAACUGUGGAGUCAGCAUCAUGAGAAGUGGAGAGGCAAUGGAACAAGGCUUACGGGAUUGCUGCAGAUCCAUCCGAAUAGGAAAAAUCCUGAUACAGAGCGACGAAGAGACUCAGAGAGCCAAAGUGUACUAUGCCAAGUUUCCACCAGACAUUUACAGGAGAAAAGUUCUUCUCAUGUACCCAAUACUGAGCACCGGCAAUACUGUCAUUGAAGCUGUAAAAGUUCUUAUAGAACAUGGCGUUCAACCAAGUGUCAUUAUCCUACUAAGCCUAUUCUCCACACCUCAUGGUGCCAAAUCUAUCAUCCAGGAGUUCCCAGAGAUCACAAUUUUAACUACAGAAGUUCAUCCUGUUGCACCAACACACUUUGGACAGAAGUAUUUUGGAACGGACUGAGACACUGAACACAAAUUGGUUAUGUCAGUAUGUUGCUGUAUGAUAUUACAAUGGUGUUUUUUCUACGUUUUAUUAUUUGUAGCAGGGCUGGCUGCAGGCAUAUUUAAAAUCUUUUUUGGCCAGAGGGGAAAAAUAUUUUACCUACAUUCAUUUUUGGUUACUUUCUGAAAAUUGAAUCAGAUGCAAUAAUGAAGCACAUUCAAUUAUUAUAAACUAAAGGCCCUUUUAUGUGCUUUUGGAAAUUGCUACUCAGUGCUUUAACUUAUUUAUUCUUUCAUAACUCUGUUCUGUAGCUAUUUGCAAUAGCAAAAUAAAAUGAUCCUGCAAAGCA
Molecule: messenger RNA, 3397 nt
Organism: Gopherus flavomarginatus (Mexican gopher tortoise)
Lineage: Eukaryota; Metazoa; Chordata; Testudines; Testudinidae
Gene: UPRT
Product: uracil phosphoribosyltransferase homolog
Exons: 7
Coding region: 2419-3066 (215 amino acids)
Source: RefSeq, a predicted model, not a curated record